AUGGAACUAAACCGGUCGGGACAACAUAAUGGCCAGAAUAGUCCGCAGCCUGGCCCUUUUGGCUAUUCCUUCCUCUCUCCUACAGAUACCCCAUUCGAAAUUGCUCCUGCGCCACCUCCCGGGCCGGCGCUCUUGGAUCACGAUGAAUCAUUGAUGUUGGAUAACUUCUUCACUACGAUGAACUCAAAUCAACUCUCCAGCGACUUUUGGCUGCCGAGUCAGUCAAACAAGCCAUUUGGCACCACUAACUUCGACUUCUCUGAUGAGCUCCUCCCCCCGACUUUCGAAGGGUCCACGACAUCUCUUUCAUCACAGCCAUCGCUCUCUCAUCGCAGCAUAGACAAGCCGCUUAUGGAUGUGAUGCCUGGGAACCUGGGUGCCAACUCAGAUAUAUUCGCGGCUGCUUCCAUGCUAUACCAUAAUGGGAUGCAUGGGGCCGAAUUCAAUACCAACUUAGGAUCACAUUCAUAUCCAUCUCCGGACAUAGAUUUCAGCAGCCUCAGAAUGUCCACUCAUGGGAAAUUUCAACCGCAUCCCAGCCAUGUGCCCUUGAAACAGCCCAACAGCUCAUCCCGUCCUCGGUUGCCCCAUGGGUAUCAUACCUCUGAGAUGCUCUUCGAUGUCCGUGAACCGAUAUCGCCUGAACAACAGCAAACCGCCAAGGUUCGUCCACUUCAUUGGGGCUCCGAUGAAAGUUUCGUGGAUCAAGGUUACAUUGCACCGCCGGAUCAGCCAGAUGAAGAGCAGCGCACGAAAGAAUUGCUCGGUCACUUGGCAUGUUUUGAGGCUCAAAGCAGUGCCGCAAACACUCGAGCGCCGAGUCCAGUGCGUGUCACUGGAAACUAUGAUGCGACAUGGACGGAUACAGAUGCGGCUGGACAACUCAGCUCUCUGCGCAGAGAGUUCAAAGACAGCAUGGAAGAUCUUUCCCAACCCAAAAAGAAACAAAGAGUUUUGGUUAAGGAAGAAGAAGACGACGACCAUACGGACGAGGAAAGUUCGCGGCCAAGAUUAAAAAAGUCCAAGGCUUCAUCGUCAAGACGAAUGUCACAUGACGCCGUCCGGAAGCCAAGGCUUUCUCAAGGUCCAAAGCCCGCACGAGAGAACCUGACCGAAGAACAGAAAAGAAGCAACCAUAUACUUUCGGAGCAAAAGCGAAGGAACUUGAUCAGACAAGGGUUCGAUGAUCUGUGCACGCUUGUUCCUGGCCUAAAAGGCGGCGGCUUCAGCAAGAGCGCAAUGCUCACGCAGGCGGCCGACUGGUUGGAAGAAGUAUUGCGCGGCAAUGAUAUACUCAAAGCACAGCUAGCGGAGCUGAAAGCCAUGAAUGGCUUGGUGAUGCCCCGGUAG
Aspergillus niger is the source of this 1350-nucleotide messenger RNA. RefSeq lists its product as uncharacterized. The transcript has 2 exons. Gene Ontology annotation, biological process: regulation of transcription by RNA polymerase II. The record is from RefSeq and is a predicted model, not a curated record. Lineage: Eukaryota; Fungi; Ascomycota; Eurotiomycetes; Eurotiales; Aspergillaceae. Bases 1 to 1350 code for a protein of 449 amino acids. Gene Ontology annotation, molecular function: RNA polymerase II cis-regulatory region sequence-specific DNA binding; DNA-binding transcription factor activity, RNA polymerase II-specific; protein dimerization activity.